ACAUAUUACCAGCGCACCGUGUGCAAAAUGUUUUCUAGCUUCUGACGUGUGCAAACUUUUACAUCACUAAAAGUUCAAGCAUCCGUCCUACGAAGAUGCCUCCAAAAUUUGGUGGAGCCGAGAAGUGUGAGAUAUGCCAGAAGUCGGUGUAUGCAGCAGAAAGAAUUGAAGCUGGAAAUAAACCAUUUCAUAAAUUAUGUUUUAAGUGCAGCGAUUGUAAAAUGUCUUUAAAUUUGAACAAUUAUAAACAAGCACAUGGAAUAUUGUAUUGUACCAAACAUUUCCAGGAACAUGUGGUAUCUAAAAAUACUCAAACACCAGUGUUGUGACGGAUCACCAUAGAAACAAACAACAUAUUUUGUGAAUGAAUGCUGAGCCAAAAUUGAAAAAAAAGAGAUGCAUUUAGUUAAACAGGCGUAUAAUAUUGUAGUCUUACAGUGUGUGUUUUGUAACACAAUGUAGUAUUGUUUUGUAAAUAUUAAAUAUGAUUCACUGUU
This is a messenger RNA of Mytilus trossulus (common blue mussel), 497 nucleotides long. RefSeq lists its product as uncharacterized. Gene Ontology annotation, cellular component: actin cytoskeleton; plasma membrane. The record is from RefSeq and is a predicted model, not a curated record. The transcript is spliced from 3 exons. Gene Ontology annotation, molecular function: actin filament binding. Bases 96 to 329 code for a protein of 77 amino acids. Gene Ontology annotation, biological process: actin filament bundle assembly. NCBI's taxonomy places the organism in Eukaryota, Metazoa, Mollusca, Bivalvia, Mytilida, Mytilidae.